Messenger RNA from Carya illinoinensis, 2005 nucleotides. Its product is annotated as transcription factor TGA2-like. Gene Ontology annotation, molecular function: DNA-binding transcription factor activity; sequence-specific DNA binding. The coding region runs from base 376 to 1722 and encodes 448 amino acids. Gene Ontology annotation, biological process: DNA-templated transcription; regulation of DNA-templated transcription. The transcript has 12 exons. NCBI's taxonomy places the organism in Eukaryota, Viridiplantae, Streptophyta, Magnoliopsida, Fagales, Juglandaceae. The record is from RefSeq and is a predicted model, not a curated record.
GCGAUUUUUCUCUUCUUCUUUUUUUUUCUUUUUUUUUUCAAACAAAAAUUAAACCACGUUUGAGUAUCUGGUUCUUGUUGCGUUGGCUUUAAAGCUGGUGUUUUUGAGAACAAAACGGUGAUUUGAUUCUCAAGCCUUUUGUGUUUGGGUUUGGUUUGGGAUUCAGUGUACUGUUGGUUUACUGUUAGUUGGUGACCACUAACCUGUGCAAGGACUCGAAUCUUCAGGAGUUCCUAUUGCUUCGGGUACGGGUUUUGGGGUUUCUUCUUUGGCUGAGGGCGGUGUCUAAGGAGUUGACGAUGAUGGUGGUUUCUGUGGUUUCUGGGCAGUCGAACAAUUAGGAUUGGCGCAGAAGAUGUGGGAACAGCAAGCGUGAUGCCGAGCUUCGAUUCUCAAUUACCCAUUUCUAAUGCGCCUUGUACCGAGGGAAAUGCAAUCCAUUCUUUUCGUGUUUCUGAUUUCGGGGCAUUCGAGCAAUCGAUUGGAUUUCGCUUAGAGGAUGCUGUUGACCUGACUGGAAAUACCGUGCUUAGUUCUACAAAAGUAAGUGGGCAAGUAGUUGCUUCCAAUCCCCUUCAUAUUGGCACCUUUGAUAAGUCGCUGAGUUCAGUUGAUAUAAAUUCAUCUGCCUUCCGCGUGGAGCGCCAGAGGUUGCAUUUAGAAAAGGGUCAAUCAUCAAAUCUUGUUUCUAUAUCAAGUGGUCAUAUAGAGAACUGGGAAGAGUCUGCCAUGGCUGAUGCGAGUCCUAGGACUGAUAUAUCAACCGAUGUGGAUACAGAUGAUAAGAAUAACAGGUUUGAUAGAGCCAUUGCUAAUGUGGCAUCUGAUUCCAGUGACAGAUCAAAGGAUAAAUCGGAUCAGAAGACUCUCCGCAGGCUUGCUCAAAAUCGGGAGGCUGCAAGAAAAAGCCGAUUGAGGAAAAAAGCGUAUGUCCAACAGCUGGAGAGUAGCCGUUUGAAGCUGACCCAACUAGAGCAGGAGCUUCAACGAGCAAGACAGCAGGGAAUCUUCAUAUCAAGCUCAGGAGACCAAGCCCAUUCAAUGAGUGGAAACGGGGCCAUGGCAUUCGAUGUGGAAUAUGCACGAUGGCUGGAAGAGCAAAAUCGACAAAUUAAUGAACUGAGAUCAGCAGUUAAUUCUCAUGCAAGUGAUGCAGAACUACGUAUCAUUGUUGAUAAUAUCUUGGCACACUAUGAUGAGAUUUUUAGGCUGAAGGGCAUUGCAGCCAAGGCUGAUGUUUUCCAUUUGUUGUCUGGCAUGUGGAAAACACCUGCAGAGAGGUGUUUCUUGUGGCUUGGUGGUUUCCGUUCAUCUGAGCUUCUGAAGCUUCUUGCAAAUCAUUUGGAGCCUCUGACAGAGCAGCAACUGGUGGGCAUUAACAACUUGCAGCAGUCAUCCCAACAAGCGGAAGAUGCAUUAUCUCAAGGGAUGGAGGCAUUGCAACAAUCCCUGUCUGAGACAUUGACAAGUGGAUCUCUUGGUUCCUCAGGUUCAUCUGGGAAUGUGGCAAACUACAUGGGUCAAAUGGCCAUGGCCAUGGGUAAACUAGGGACCCUUGAGGGGUUCAUUCGCCAGGCUGACAAUCUCCGGCAACAAACAUUGCAACAAAUGCACCGUAUAUUGACAACACGCCAGUCAGCUCGUGCUCUUCUUGCGAUACAUGACUAUUUUUCCCGGCUACGAGCUCUUAGUUCCCUCUGGCUUGCCCGCCCAAGGGAGUGAACGCCCUUCUCUUCCCCAAAGCUGACUGAUAGAACUAUGGAUCCUGAAAAUGAAAAAGAAUCUCACUGCAAAAUUGACCCUCCGAUCCAGUCUCCGUAUACUUGGUCAUGAUUACAGUUUUCCUUCUCUAGAAAUUUCUUGUGUUGUAGUCUUAGAAUUCGAGUGUAUCGUUGGUAUCAGUAUUGCUUUGUCCGUCAUGUUAAGUCAUUUGUAUGAUCUAGAAACGAUAUUGUCAAUGAGCUACAUGUAUCUUGUUUGCUAUCAAUAAUAAUGCUAUUAUUUA